This is a messenger RNA of Sporisorium graminicola, 420 nucleotides long. RefSeq lists its product as uncharacterized. Lineage: Eukaryota; Fungi; Basidiomycota; Ustilaginomycetes; Ustilaginales; Ustilaginaceae. The coding region runs from base 1 to 420 and encodes 139 amino acids. The transcript has 3 exons. The record is from RefSeq and is a predicted model, not a curated record.
AUGUCUUCUACCGAGAUCUCCAACGGGGUUUACCGAAUCUCGCUCCGCGGGAACGAAUGCAUCAGCGGCGCUAAUCCCGAUGCUCCGUUGCACCUCCUCCCGCAGGGCAGCCACGAACACCAGCUGUGGGAAGUCAAGAAGCGCGACGACAAUCAGUACCUGAUCACCUUGAAGGGAAAGCCCGAGUUGGGCGUCUCUUAUCCUAAAGGCGCGCAGGGCAUGCAGGUGGUCACGCUCAGCAAAGAUCCUCGACCUUUCAGACUUCAGCCCGCGGAGGGCAACUACAACAUGAUUCCGGUCGAAGUCGAAGACGACCGUCUUGUCAUGUUCAGGGCACCUUUCCAGAUCUACCCUCCCAUGGUCGGCCUUCUCGAGAAGCGCAACAUAUCGGAGACCGGUUGGCGCUUCGAGCGAGCUUGA